AUGGAGAUCUCGCAGCAACAAUCAAAGGGUGGAGUCGUUGUUGUUGUUGCAAGUCCUCCUUCUGUUGUUAGUGACGUUGUUGAUGAAGUUGACGUUGAAGUAGAUGUUGACGUUGAAGUAGACGUUGACGUCGAAGUAGAUGAUGACGUUGACGUCGAUGUUGACGUUGACGUCGAUGUUGAAGUAGAUGUUGACGUUGAAGUUGAAGUAGAUGUUGACGUUGACGUCGAAGUUGAAGUAGAUGUUGACGUCGAUGUUGACGUUGACGUUGAAGUAGAUGUUGACGUUGACGUCGAUGUUGAAGUAGAUGUUGACGUUGACGUCGAUGUUGAAGUAGAUGUUGAAGUCGAUGUUGAAGUAGAUGUUGACGUUGAAGUAGAUGAUGUGGUAGAAGUGGACGUUGUCAUUGAGGUUGUUGACGUAGUACUCGAUGUCUGUAAAUCAAGAAAUAAAAUGCAUCAUUGUGAUGUACAGAAACCAUCUGUAUCUGUUUUUACCUAA
Mercenaria mercenaria is the source of this 501-nucleotide messenger RNA. RefSeq lists its product as uncharacterized. Bases 1 to 501 code for a protein of 166 amino acids. NCBI's taxonomy places the organism in Eukaryota, Metazoa, Mollusca, Bivalvia, Venerida, Veneridae. The record is from RefSeq and is a predicted model, not a curated record. The transcript has 2 exons.